GUUACCAUCAAUGGCAGAAGCGCUGGAAAAAGUGUGUGCAAUCAGAAGGGAACUACUUUGAAGGAGACGACACUAAACUUGACUAAAACGGAGGAACCAUGCUGCAAGUGGUCACGUUUUCGCUGCUGGCGGUGGUGAGCACGUCAUCAGCAGCUAAGAUCUUAGUGAUCGCACCGUCACCGUCCUACAGCCACCAGGAGCCAUUCCACAUCCUGACAAAGGCUCUCCUGCAGAGGGGCCACCGAGUCACCCUCAUGACGACAGACUCCAUGAAGAUAUCUCAUGAGAACUACACCGAGAUUGACUUGUCAAUAGCUUAUAGAUACGUAAGAGGCCACUAUGAUUUUCUGAAGGUAUACGAAGAAACACCGACACGGUCGAUGGCAAUGAGGCUGGACAUUUCCGCUAACUGCGCUGAGAUGCAGUUAAAUGAGACUUCGGUACAGAGGUUCAUCAGAUCUGGCGAAACGUACGACCUUGCGAUUCUGGAGGGCUUCAUAUACAUGUGUUAUUAUGGACUCAUACACAAAAUGGGCUCGCCCCCUGUCGUGAAGCUUCUGACGAUGACUGCUCCCUCGUCCGUCUACUACAACUUCGGAAGCCCCAAGAACCCUGCCUACAUGCCGGAUAUGUGGCUCGGGUACUCAGACCGUAUGAAUUUCUGGCAGCGGCUGUACAACACGUACUUCUAUUUAAGGCUGAUGCACAUGUGGUUCUGUCAGGCGAUGCCAGUUCAAGAAGCACUUAUGAGGAAACACUUUGGUCCAGACCCUCCGUCUGUGUACGAAGCGGACCGGAACGUCAGUCUCCUCAUAACCACCAACCACUUCGUCAUGGAAUAUCCUCGCCCGCACCUGCCCAACAUCAUCGAGAUCACGGGAAUCCACGUUGCCACAGAACAGAAGCCUCUGCCAAAGACUAUGGCGAAUCGAGUCUGGGAGCAUAAAGAGACGGACAUCAAGCAGUUUCUGGAUGGAGCAGAACACGGCGUCAUCUACUUCAGCCUAGGAACCAAUGUCCGCAGCAAUGCGAUGUCAGACUGGAAGCGACAGGCAUUCAUUGAAGCGUUCCGGGAGCUGCCCCAGAGGGUCCUCUGGAAGUGGGAGAACGACUCCCUUCCCGGCCGGCCUGAGAACGUCAUGGUCAGCAAGUGGCUGCCACAGCAGGGCGUACUAGCUCAUCCAAACGUGCGACUCUUCAUCACGCAAGGUGGCCUGCAGAGUCUGAAUGAAGCCACGUACCACGACGUGCCGCUGCUGGUCAUCCCGUUCUUCUGCGACCAGGCGCACAACGCCGCUAAGAUACAACAGAGUGGGGCUGGCGUCCGGCUAGAGUACAGAGACAUCACCAAGGACGACUUGCUGAGGAACAUACGGACCGUCCUCCACGACUCCAAGUACAGGGAGAGCAUGAGAACUUUGUCGUCGAUAUUCCGUGAGCACCAGGUGGACUCUUUGGAUCGCGCCGUGUGGUGGCUGGAGUACGUGAUACGUCACAAGGGGGCCCCUCACUUGCGCAGUGCUGCCCUCGACCUGCACUGGUGGCAGCGGCUGCUGCUCGAUGUCGUCGCCUUCCUACUUCUGGUUGCCGCCAUUGCAAUCUAUCUUUUGUGCAUAUCUGUUCGCAGACUUGUCCAGUUUCUCUCAGGAUUUAAAGUGAGGGUAAAAACUGAGUAGUUAUUCAGCUGUAGAGUCACUGAAGAACUAUAAGUGUGGCAUUGCAUCAGAGUUUGUAUCUGAAAAUAUCUUUGAUGUAAAAAUCUGACAAUACAUUCCUGCAAGCGAGUAUGGAAGAUAAUUUCAAGAUCUAUUUUAUUACGUCAGAGUAGACGCAAAGCAUAUUUGUGAGACAGUGAAACAGUUGAGAAGCUCAAACAUAAAAAUAAUACUCUGAUUUGUAUCAUGUGACAGAUAGCAUAAAUGCUAUGGGAAAUUUCCUGCAACUAAUACUGACGGAAAAAAUCGGAUCACAAAAAAAUAAUUAACAUAGAGUAAUGAAAAUUCACGUUAUCUCAAAGAUAACUAAUUCUCACGACCGUUACAGCGUGUAUUUAAAACAAAUCUGAUUUGCAUCCUCAUAGGGGGCGACGUGCAUGAAAUGUGAGUAGACAUCAUCUUUCAGUUGUAGUAACACGCCUAGCAGCUUUUCUUUCCGUCAUACAACUCCUUGGUGCUUCGAUUUUUCCCCGUUAGUAUAUUAAGAACGCUGUUACUGUUUGAAACUCAUUUACGGUAUUGAAAAUAGCAGUGAAAACAUUGUAAGAGUUCUGCUAUGAUGGAAUAUUAAUUUUUUCAUCACUUUUUUUAUAAUUUAACAG
This is a messenger RNA of Schistocerca nitens (vagrant locust), 2317 nucleotides long. RefSeq names its product UDP-glucosyltransferase 2-like. The coding region runs from base 99 to 1676 and encodes 525 amino acids. NCBI's taxonomy places the organism in Eukaryota, Metazoa, Arthropoda, Insecta, Orthoptera, Acrididae. Gene Ontology annotation, molecular function: UDP-glycosyltransferase activity. The record is from RefSeq and is a predicted model, not a curated record. The transcript is spliced from 8 exons.